Rhizophagus irregularis DAOM 181602=DAOM 197198 is the source of this 2102-nucleotide messenger RNA. RefSeq lists its product as uncharacterized. The record is from RefSeq and is a predicted model, not a curated record. Gene Ontology annotation, cellular component: mitochondrion. Lineage: Eukaryota; Fungi; Glomeromycota; Glomeromycetes; Glomerales; Glomeraceae. Gene Ontology annotation, molecular function: metalloendopeptidase activity; metal ion binding.
AAUAGAACAAUGUUUUUGCCUCAAAUACUUCGAGCAACUCGUUCCCAUUUCCCUACACUAAGAAAGUUUUCGGUACGUUCUGCUUCUUCAGUCACAAACAUUCCUUAUGUAGAAGCCAAUAUAAAAAAGGAUCAAGAAUUGUCAAAAACAAUUUCUAAUGAAAUUACAAAAAUUACAACUUUAUCUAAUGGUGUACGUGUAACGUCUGAAAAUACUCCAGGUCAUUUUUCAGCUGUUGGAGUGUAUAUUGAUGUAGGAUCUAGAUAUGAAACACCACAAACCCUUGGUUUAAGUCAUAUGUUAGAUCGAUUAGCUUUCAAGAGUACAAAAACUCAUUCAAUUGAACAAAUUAACUCAAUACUGGAAUCUCUUGGAGGCAAUAUAAUGUGUGCUAGUAGUCGUGAAGCUGUUAUGUAUCAAUCUGCUAUUUUCUCACAAGAUCUCUCUAAGGUUAUAGCUCUUUUUUCGGAUGUUAUUCGAAACCCUUGUAUUACCCUGAAAGAGGUGGAGGAACAAAAACAAACAACACUUUAUGAAAUUCAGGAAAUAUGGCAAAAGCCAGAAAUGAUACUACCAGAACUUCUUCAUACAGUAGCUUUCAAAAAUAAUACACUAGGGAAUCCAAUGUUAUGUCCAGAGGAUAGACUUAUGAUGAUGACACCACAAUUGAUUAAAGAAUAUAUUUCAACGUGGUACCGCCCAGAGCGAAUGGUUUUAGCAGUUGCUGGAGCUCAACAUGAAGAAAUUGUUGAACUGGCUAUGAAACAUUUUGGUGAUAUACCUAGGUCACCAGAACUUAAUGCACAUACCAUAUUACCCUUUACAACACCAAAACAAAUACAAACAAAAUCAUCAUUAUAUAAAACAAUAACAACAGCGGCUUCUUCGCUUUUUAACGCAAAUUCAUCAUCAAUUUUUACAGCAAAUCAGAAGGCACAUUAUACAGGUGGUUCACUUUUCCUAGAUCAAUCAAUUCCGCAUACACAUGUUUAUGUUGCAUUUGAAGGGCUUUCAAUUCAUGAUCCAGAUAUUUAUGGACUUGCAAUACUUCAAAUGCUUCUUGGAGGAGGAGGAUCAUUUUCAGCUGGUGGACCUGGCAAGGGAAUGUAUAGUCGCCUAUUUACAAACGUGCUUAAUCAGUAUAAUUGGAUGGAAUCUUGUAUGUGCUUUAACCACUGUUAUACAGAUUCUGGACUUUUUGGCAUAUCGGCAUCAUGUCGUCCUGAAUAUAAUCAUCAUAUUUUGGAUGUUAUAGCGCAACAACUUAAUUCAGUAACAAGAUUUGAUCAUGGAGGUGUUACACAAUCGGAACUUUUACGAGCAAAAAAUCAAUUAAAAAGUAGUUUACUGAUGAACUUAGAAUCAAGGAUGGUACAAUUAGAAGAUUUGGGAAGACAGGUUCAGGUGCAUGGUUAUAAAAUAUCUGCAGAAGAAAUGUGUAAAAAAAUUGAUAAAGUUACAUUAGAAGAUCUCGUAAGAAUAGCAAGUAAAGUUAUUGGAGGUCAGAUACGUAAUGAAGGUAACGGCACAGGUGAAGUAACAAUAGUAGCUCAAGGUGAGCUAAAUGGACUAAAAGACAUGCAAACAGUAUGUGAGCAAUAUGGACUAGGUAAAACUAAAAAUUCAAAAAAAUUCAAAAUGGUUGCAUAGUGGUUACAUUAAUUAUAAUGUAAAUUAAAAAAAUCCAACUUUUGUACUUUAAAAUACGUAAAAUAUCUAUAAUAGCAUUAUUGAACCAGUUUGAUAAUACUUUAAAAAUUAUUCUCUAAGAUUGAUUAUAUGUUACACCGAUCUGUAUGACAUUUUGAUUUUACGUAUAACAAAUUCAUUAUAACUAAUUUUAGAAAUAUACAGAUCAAACAUGAAAAAUGCCCGACAUGUUACACUGAUUUAACUUCCGCUCGUGUAACAACAAAAACCACUGAAUCUAGUCAAAGAUUCAUAAUUCUAGCCAGAAGUCGAUUAGAAUUAGGCUUAAUUAUUUAAUUAUUUAGAAAUAUGGUAAAAAAGAAAGAAAGAGAAGAAAAGAUCAUAAUAUAGUGUAAUUUUAACCAGUUACUAUAAAGCCUUUGUAAUAAAGUUUGAUAAUAACUUCCAAGUAU